Molecule: messenger RNA, 656 nt
Organism: Meleagris gallopavo (turkey)
Lineage: Eukaryota; Metazoa; Chordata; Aves; Galliformes; Phasianidae
Source: RefSeq, a predicted model, not a curated record
GAGCAGGCCCGGCGCGGGGCCGGCCCGCCGCCAUGUCCUCCUUCUCGGAGUCGGCGCUGGAGAAGAAGCUGUCGGAGCUGAGCAACUCCCAGCAGAGCGUGCAGACGCUGUCGCUGUGGCUCAUCCACCACCGCAAGCACGCAGGGCCCAUCGUCUCCGUCUGGCACCGGGAGCUCCGCAAAGCAAAAUCAAGUAGGAAACUUACUUUCCUAUACUUAGCAAAUGAUGUCAUCCAGAACAGUAAGAGGAAAGGUCCUGAAUUUACAAGGGAAUUCGAAUCUGUUCUUGUGGAUGCUUUUUCUCAUGUUGCCAGAGAAGCAGAUGAGGGCUGCAAAAAGCCCUUGGAACGAUUGCUUAACAUCUGGCAAGAAAGAAGCGUGUAUGGCAGUGAGUUCAUACAGCAGCUGAAACUUUCUAUGGAAGACUCCAAUAGUCCCCAAACUAAAGUUGCAGAAGAGAAGAAGUCGUCUCUGAAGCGGACUUUUCAGCAAAUACAAGAGGAGGAAGAUGAUGAUUACCCUGGGAGCUACUCACCCCAGGACCCCAGCGCUGGGCCACUGCUGGUAGGUGGGAAGGGGUGGGAGAAGUUCUGCAGGUCUCCUCGCUGUGGUCCCACCACAAGGUGGAGCUCCAACAAGUGAAAUGCAUUGGGUGGG